Messenger RNA from Bactrocera oleae (olive fruit fly), 3433 nucleotides. Its product is annotated as mitochondrial ornithine transporter 2. Gene Ontology annotation, biological process: mitochondrial L-ornithine transmembrane transport. Lineage: Eukaryota; Metazoa; Arthropoda; Insecta; Diptera; Tephritidae. Gene Ontology annotation, molecular function: L-ornithine transmembrane transporter activity. The record is from RefSeq and is a predicted model, not a curated record. Gene Ontology annotation, cellular component: mitochondrion.
CAUAAAUAUAUAUAUAUAUAUAUACAUAAAAUAUAAAUGAAUAUUACAUUUAAUACAUUAUAUACCACAAACAAUAAAUAAAGCGUAUAAAUAAAUAAAUACAAAAAUUAAUAAACCUAAAUUAAAUAUGGAGCAAACAUUUUGGGUGUUUCGCAUUAUUUGUGUGGGCCUUUUUCAGCGACAAAAUUUGUUAUAGGUGAGAUGUGUAAGCCAAAAUCCUCAAGUAGUGCAUGUGAAAAUAUAAAUUUAAAAAAGUCUCACGUAAUAUUCGGGCAGAGGGAGAAGUUAAGGAAAAAUCUUACGAAGUCUCACCAGGAGAGGCGUAGCGCUCAAAAAAUACUGAAAAAUUUCUCAUGUAACAUAUGGACAUCCCCAAGCCACAAAAAAGUUUAAGUUUACUAAGUUAAGAAGACUCAUCCUCAGAGUUAAGAAAAACCAACUAUAGAAAAAGUUAAACUCACUUGGUAUUUUCAAUUAACGCCCACUUUUGAAAUGGAAAAAUGACUGGCGCGCCGUCAAAAAUGUUAAUAGAAGUUACGAUUCGUGAUUUUGCGUCUGACAGCAAAAAACAUUUGUUCGUGAAGCCAUUAAUGAAAGAAGUGAAAGACUUAGCUUAAGCUUACUAUUAAAGUUUGAUAAUUCGUUACGUAAGUAGUUGUAAUCUUGUCUCUAUCUUACUGGAAGCCAGCGUGGACUCGGCGAAGUUUGUUGAAGUGGUAGUAGGGGAAAUCAAGGAGAACUAAGUAAUAAGAAAGCACUUAUAUUAGAAGUUUAAUUAGACGAUACCUUUUCGAGAAUCGAUAGGAAAAAUUUUCUAAAUUGGUACCAACUUUUUUAUCUUCGUUGUUUACAGAUUGAGAGAAAUCAGAGAUAGGAUUUCGACAUCGUUUAUGGGUCGACUCAACCAUUUUGCAUAAUAUUUUGUAAAAACGACGUCGAGUAAGGGUCGCAAAAGAGAUGCUUUACAACGUAUAAGGACCCUACAUUCAUCAAACGCUUGAUUACUGGUGACGAGACGCGGGUUUAUGAAUAUGGAAAAUUGGGUUAAGCGUCAAUGCUUGCCGUUAAUAAAGAUUUUUAUUAAAAUAUGUGAAAAUGUUUUAUUUUGUCCGAGUCAAAUUUGAUCAGAUGUUACUUUCAAACAAUAAAAAAAGACGAAGGCCGAAAAAUCUUUCAUCGAAAAUGAGGUUAAGGGGAUUUUUUUUAAUUUUAAAUAUUAUAAUUAUUAAUGAUUACUCUAUAUUGUAGCGUAAUAGUUUUAAAAAAAAGAAAAAAUUUUAUAUUUACUUCGAAAAAAUUCAUAACUGUUUAUGUUUUCAUAUUUUUUUUCGUUUAUUUUAAACUGUCAGUCGCAAGGCAAUGAACAGAAACAAGCAAAACAUUUCAAAAUAAACUUUUGCUAACAACUAAAAAUAAAUAUUUCCUGUUCAAUUAUAAAUUCCCAUGGAGCUCGCUUAUCAGCGCUACGAAAUUCACUUCAACGCUUUUAUCAGUUCGAAAAUUAGUAUUGAAAACAAUAGUAUAGCUACUUGAAUAACUGACAAGAAUCUAAACACGCUAAAAAAAAGUUUAAUAGCGAUUAGUAUUUGUUGCCGAAGCAUUGAAGCUGGAGAAAACCAACAACACAACCAUAAAAUAUUAUUUUUUUGUGCAUACUAUUAUUGAAUAUAACAACACAAGAGAGCGCUGUAGCGCGCGAAUUCUCGCCAAAGGCCAAGUCAACUUCUGUGUUUCGCGCUCACGCUGAUAAGCGAUCGAUCAGUAGAAACGGUGCGCGCUAGCAACGAACGCUCGGCGCCUGAGCAGUUUUCGGUGACAGUCACCAAGUGGCAGUCGCGCUCAGCAGAUCAGCGCUCAAAUCCAGAGUGUAGUGUGUGUCGCGUUUGACGCUCAGUUGCGGUCUCGAGAGUUUCAGCACACGACCAAAAUUGCUUCCGCGCCUUUGAAUGAUAAGUCGAUGCGUGGAAAAGUUUGAGGCGCCAAGUGUUAUUGCGUGGCGGUAGUGUUGAUAAUUAGAUAAAGUCGAAGAAAACACUUUUUUUACUUGUGUAUGAUCAACUCAGUGUUGUCAGCAAGCGUGAGUGAAGCAAAUGGAUCUGUUUUGGUGGAGAAAGGAACCGGAGCCACUACCGCCGCCGCCGCCAAGCGCCAUGCAGAAUCGAUUGAUUGAGUUUGUGGCGGGCUCGUUGGGUGGCGCCGCGCAGGUGUAUGUCUCACAGCCGCUGGACACGGUUAAAGUGAAACAGCAAACAUUUCCCUUUCUCUACAAAAACAUGUUUGAAUGUUUUGUGAACACUUAUAAGAAGGAUGGCAUAUUUCGUGGUCUUUACGCGGGCAGUGUGCCGGCCGUUAUAGCGAAUGUGGCUGAAAACUCCGUGCUUUUUGCGGCCUAUGGCGGUUGUCAGUCCUUUGUGGCAUAUCUGGUGGGUAAAGAGAACCACAGCCAAUUGAACACGACGGAAAAUGCAUUUGCUGGCUUCUUUGCGGCGUUCUUUUCGACAUUCACGCUAUGCCCCACCGAGUUGGUGAAGUGCAAAUUGCAGGCGAUACGCGAGUCGCAUGAAUGUUGCCCUGGCAUACCAGCUAACGAGCAUAUGACGCCUUGGAAAUUAACAAAAAUUAUCUACAAAGCAGAGGGUUUGGCCGGCUUUUUCCGCGGUCUCACGUCGACGUUUAUGCGCGAAAUGCCCGGCUACUUCUUCUUCUUCGGCAGUUAUGAGGCAACGCGUGAGCUGCUAACUAAACCCGGUCAGACGAAAGACGAUAUUGGUCCACUUAGAACCAUGUUUGCGGGCGCCGUUGGCGGCGUUAUGCUGUGGACAAUGAUUUUCCCCGCCGAUGUUAUCAAAAGUCGCAUACAAGUGCAGAAUUUAGAUCACGGCAUGUUAACGGUGGGUUUCGACAUUGUCCGCAAGGAGGGCAUACUGGCACUCUACAAUGGUCUGUUGCCGUCUGUGUUACGCACGAUACCGGCGACAGCGACGCUAUUCGUAAUUUACGAAUAUACGAAAAAAAUUUUGCACGAGAAAUUCGAUCCCAAAAGCGUGCCGACGAACAAGAAAUAAUAGUUUUUUGUUCUUUUCAACAUUUGAUUUUACAUUGUGUUCCUUAGGUAUAUGAUUUGCUAACUAAUAUUAGUACGGUUAUUUGUACAUUUAAUGUUACAAAUUUAUUGUAUUGGCUAAUUUUCUUUUCAAGAAUUGUUGACGAUCCGUGGGGGUCUCCAAAGCGCGCCAUUCGUGCCAAUAUAUCUGCAAAUAAUUAAGUAGGUGUAAGAAAUAUUGAUUGUUAAUUUUAAGUAAAACAACAAUUUAGAAUAAUUUUUGUAAAAAAUAAAAAUUAUGAAAAAUAAAUGAAUGUGUAAAUAUGAAACAUUAGCUUCUUGUGCUAUAAAUAUGCAUACGUUCUAAUUAAAAUUCGUAAAACGACAAAA